UUCCAUUUUCAUUUUCCUCGUUUCCCAAAACACCCCUUUUCUGUUACACGCCUUUCUGAGCACUCUUCAGGCUAGUCCAGACGGUUUCCAGCGCACAAUUUCGAGUAUUAAUGAAUGGAAGGUGAGUGGGUUGAGGAGGUAACGGAGACGAUGGAGGUAGGUGUCGAAGCAGGUGAUUCGGAAAAUGGCAGGGCCAAGGUUCGGGGGCCGUGGUCGGCGGCGGAGGACGCGGUUUUGACGGAGCUCGUGAAUAAGUUUGGUCCGAGGAAUUGGAGCUUGAUCACCGCCGGAAUUCCCGGGAGGUCUGGGAAGUCGUGCCGCCUCCGCUGGUGCAAUCAGCUCAACCCCUCCCUCACGCGAAAGCCGUUUACUGAUGAAGAAGAUCGUGCAAUUCUAGAAGCACAUAAAGUACAUGGAAAUAAAUGGGCAUCAAUUGCGAAACUUCUUCCCGGGAGAACGGAUAAUGCUAUUAAAAACCACUGGAAUUCUACUUUAAGGCGUAUGCAUUUGAAAUCAAGACCAGAAUCUGGCCAGAAUUGCAUUACAGAGUUUACGAUGGGAUCAUCUGAAGCAACUUCUUCAGGUCCGGCUCUCACGUUAUUCAGUCCCUCAGAAGAAAUGGACAUAUGGUCAAUGGAAAAUCAGCCAAAGAAUUCAGAAAACGAAGCUGAGACCCCUACAAACUGUUCUCUCGAACUACCACCACCAUUCUUAUCUGAUGGGGUCUCGAAGUCAUUCAGAUACUCAGAGACAGUGGAGUCAACAAUGAUGGAGAAUGAACUGAAACCGUUUAAAGAUGUAGCUCGAACUACGAAAAGCUCUGGUGCUAGAUAUAAUCCAUCCAUUGCUGAAGCAAUUUCUCACUCUGCUGAAGGGGACCAUCAAAAGGGCUCUCAUCCUUUUCAUAAAGUUGGAGCAUUCACUGCCUGUAAUUCUUCUAUCCGUGAGGCUACAUUCUCGAGGACAGUCCCAGGCCAGGGGUCUCUGGUUCUAGUCCAACCAGAAUACGACAUAUUGAAGUUUAUUGAUAGCAAAUUUGAUGAACCUUUAAUUCCAAUGCGAUGUGGCCAUGGCUGCUGUGAAGCAUCUUCAAGAGACAGCUCAUUGCUGGGGCCAGAAUUCAUGGACUAUGAAGAAUCUUCCAAUUUUUCGAGUCCUAACUUGACUUCACUUGCUACUGAUUUGUCCAGUAUUACUUCGAUUAGAAGAGGUCUUGAGAAUGCUGCGGAGGUACGUGCUCUUGCCAACGAUCAAAUAGCAAAUCUGGGAACCUCUCUCUGUGCGUGAACAUGGAAAUGGGUUAAAAGCAGAGUGACGAUGAAACAUUGAUAUUCAGUUGAUUUUGUUGAUUUGGAAAUUGGCAUAGAACUCAACACCUUUUGGAGAAAUUUCUAUAAGCUAGAAUGUGUAAAUAGGCAAGCUCUGUUACCGUUGUCUAAUAUAUUCAAGAAGUUUUGCUAAUUAGUAAGUAAUUGCUCUAUUAGUUUAA
Molecule: messenger RNA, 1489 nt
Organism: Salvia hispanica
Lineage: Eukaryota; Viridiplantae; Streptophyta; Magnoliopsida; Lamiales; Lamiaceae
Product: transcription factor MYB1-like
Biological process (GO): regulation of DNA-templated transcription
Cellular component (GO): nucleus
Molecular function (GO): DNA-binding transcription factor activity, RNA polymerase II-specific; RNA polymerase II cis-regulatory region sequence-specific DNA binding
Source: RefSeq, a predicted model, not a curated record